AGCCUGGCCCACUCCUGACUUCCGCCAGCCUCGAGUCUGGAGUCGUGGCCUUCCCCGCUCUCGUCCCCUCUCCUGCGGCGUCCGAUCAUGUUUGGCCUGCGGAAAAACGCGGUGAUCGGCCUGAACCUGUACUGCGGCGGCGCCAGCCUCGGCGCGGCCGGCGGUUCUCCGGCGGGGGCGCGCCUGACCGCCGAGGCGGCCAAGGCGCGGCGCGAGGGGGGAGGGGAGGCCGCCCUGCUGCCCGGCGCGCGGGUGGUCGCUCGGCCGCCGCCCGUGGGCGCGGAGGACCCCGACGUCACCGCGUCGCCCGAGAGGCGGCAGCUGCGGGCGCCCGGCCUCCUGGCCGUGCCGCGGGGGGAGCUGGCCGCGCCGGCCGCCGCCAUCAUGCCCGGUGAGGAGGAGCUGGACGGCUGCGAGCCCGAGGCGCUCGGCAAGCGGCCGGCCGUGCUGCCCCUGCGGGAGCGCGGGAGUGCGGCGGCCGCCGACGGCUCUCUGCCCUCCACGCCGCCGUCGGCCGAGGAGGAGGAGGAGGAGGAGGACGAGCUGUACCGCCAGUCGCUGGAGAUCAUCUCGCGCUACCUGCGGGAGCAGGCGGCCGGCGCCAAGGACGGGAAGCCGCUGGGCGAGGCGGGCGCCUCGGGCCGGAGGGCGCUGGAGACCCUGCGGCGCGUGGGCGACGGGGUGCAGCGCAACCACGAGACGGCCUUCCAGGGCAUGCUUCGGAAACUGGACAUUAAAAACGAAGACGAUGUCAAGUCUUUUUCUCGAGUGAUGGUCCAUGUUUUCAAAGAUGGCGUAACAAACUGGGGCAGGAUUGUGACUCUUAUUUCUUUCGGUGCCUAUGUGGCCAAACAUUUGAAGAGCAUAAACCAGGAAAACUGCAUCGAACCAUUAGCAGAAAGUAUCACAGAUGUUCUUGUCCGAUCAAAACGGGACUGGCUUGUCAAACAAAGAGGCUGGGAUGGGUUUGUGGAGUUCUUCCACGUGCAGGACCUAGAAGGCGGCAUCAGAAAUGUGCUGCUGGCCUUCGCGGGUGUGGCUGGAGUGGGGGCUGGGCUGGCCUAUCUGAUCAGAUAGCCUUGGGAGUGCUAGGUGUCUCUUAACUCCAGCCACCAAACUGCGUGCUUCUGUGAAAACCAGUGUAUUUAUGAAGUUGGACUUGAAGCUGCCCCGGCUUUUAACAAUCCAGGAGUUCCACUCUAGCAACAUAGCCAGAAAUAAAGCAAGUGGCUACAGGAUUGUGGCCAACAAGAAUAAAUACAUGGGGAAAGUGCUCCCUCUUGAAGAGUUACUCUCUGAAAGAAGCAAAGUUUUCACUCAGCAGACUUUGGGAGGCCAUGGAGGACUUGUAGAUUGGACGAAAGUGGUUAGAUGGACAGACUUGAUUUCCUUGUCCUGAACGGAGUGGCCAGUCGUCAGGCUAGUCAUAGAGCUCAAUAAAUAUCAGAAUCCACCACUGUAGUGUCGCAAAGAAGCACUAAUAAUGACGGUGACCUGUGCAAAUGGAUGUAAGCUGCAAGUAAAAACUUUGACUGGAAGCCACAGGAGUGAACGAGAAUGUGAAGGGAGGCACGCCACGGGCGCCCGCGAUCUCCCAGGUGUGCUUGUUGACAAAGCCCACGUGCUCAGGAUGUGUAGGCCUGUCUACUUUGGCUUGGUUUGGAUGAUUCUUAAGUUUAUUAGCCUAGUAAUGGCCAAAAGUACUUGACUAAGCUUCCACUAAUUAGUUACAAAACUGAAAAGCCUCAAUUUUUAAGAGAAACAACAUAUAAAAUGUAUUUGUCUGUAAAAAUUGUAUAUAUUUUUACAGAAAGUCUAUUUCUUUGAAUAUAAAAGAGGGAAGGCUCUGAUUUAGUUUUUCCAUACCCUUUUGAAAAGAUUUGCAACUUGUAGUUAAAAUCUAUUUCUUACAGCUUUUUAGAACUUUGUCAUGACCAGUACUAGAGUAUACACAGAACCAGCUGCGCAUGCACUGGCUGUAGUGAGGCAAAUCAGAUUCACAACUAUGCAGGCUUAAUUUUCCAGUCUGAUUUUGUAUUGCAGGUAGAUGUAAGACAUUUGACCCCCCCGGUGACUUACUAAAUUGUAAAGUGGUUUGGGAAUUCAGGCUAGAGUCAUAACCAUGGUGCUAUUCACAAGCUUACUUGUUUAAUACAAGUUUAAGCCUGGUGUUGUCAAUAAAACAAGUAUGUGUUUCUUUUCUACUAAUGAUUGCUAAGCUUUGUUUUGAAUUUCUGUGUUGGUUUCUCUAGGUGUCUCACUGUUAUAUAGAAUUAACCAUUCUUAAAUCCUGACUUGUGAUGCUCCCUCUGGUCCCUCUACAGAUAGAAUUGAGGUCCACACAUCCUCACCCCCCAACUAGGAACAUAAGUCAUCUCCCUCCUGUCAGUCAGCAGAGCUUUGUCUCCUUAGAGGCUUUGAGGCCUUUGACCAACAGGAGCAAUGUGGGUAGUAUCAAAAGUCACAGCUUUAACUGUCCCAGAGUGAGUAUGCUCACUUAAAUUUAGAGAAAGGAGGGUUUUGUUAAGCCUCAGUUAUCUGAAAGCUGACUGGUAAACUGGAGGAGGUUGUUUAAGCUGUGGUCAUUGGGAAGCUUCAGUCUCAGAGUGACCUUUAGUCAGGACUGCAGAUAAAAAUAGGCAUGAAUCAGAUGACUAAGAAUGCAAUGGGGAAGAAGUGCCCUGCCUGUCCAGCCCAGCCCGAGGUCAUCUUGUUGGAGCUGUUUGUACCUAUGUAUUUAUCCUUCUUGGUUAUAAAUGGCUUAUUUAUGUUUAUCUCUUGGAAUUAAAAGCACUUUACAUAGUUUGACCCUACAGGUUAAGGUGCCUAGAAGGCGCGCUCCCAUAUCCAGUUGUGGAAGUUUGUGUUUGUACCGGUCUGUUCCUAGUGGGCUGUUCUGGUUCCAGGGCCAUGCAGACUUGGAGAGCCCAAGUGGUUGAGAAAAGGGGUUUAUUUGGAGGGAGAAGAGGCACGGUCCAAGUGCUGCCUAGCUGCGUAGUUGAGACACCCUCCAGAGUGAAGGGGGAGGGGCUGCUGGAAAGAUAGCUCUCAGCAAACUUGUCUUACACUUCUCAGGGAAAACCAUACCGUCUUCAAGCAUCCAUGUACAUUCUAGCUGGGGUGGUGAACACCUUCAAUCCGGUAGAACCAGCAUUUUUAACACCUGUUCCUAAAAGGGUUAGGACCAACUGCAAGUUAAUGUGGGUUGUAAAAAAAUGUGUUUCCCUAACUUGUUUCUUCUCUUAAGGAAAAAAAAAUAAACCUUUUUUUUUCUCCUCCAAA
Messenger RNA from Alexandromys fortis (reed vole), 3282 nucleotides. RefSeq names its product MCL1 apoptosis regulator, BCL2 family member (gene Mcl1). Gene Ontology annotation, molecular function: protein heterodimerization activity; protein homodimerization activity. The record is from RefSeq and is a predicted model, not a curated record. Gene Ontology annotation, cellular component: mitochondrial outer membrane. The transcript is spliced from 3 exons. NCBI's taxonomy places the organism in Eukaryota, Metazoa, Chordata, Mammalia, Rodentia, Cricetidae. The coding region runs from base 88 to 1077 and encodes 329 amino acids. Gene Ontology annotation, biological process: extrinsic apoptotic signaling pathway in absence of ligand; intrinsic apoptotic signaling pathway in response to DNA damage; regulation of apoptotic process.